AUGACGUCUCUGUUCUCUCAGACGCCUCUAUCCUUCGACUCUCUUCCCAUGCAACCCUCAGCUGACCUAGAAUUUGACCGCGUAGUGAUUUAUACCACUUGCCUUCGUGUGGUCAGGACAACCUUUGAAAGAUGCGAACUGGUUAGAAAGAUCUUCCAGAACCAUCGUGUCAAAUUUGAAGAGAAGAACAUCGCUCUGAAUGGUGAAUAUGAAGAGUUAGAUGAACGAUGUCGACGAGUUUCCGAAGCACCCUCCCUCCCUGUGGUGUUCAUCGAUGGCCAUUAUCUUGGGGGUGCUGAGAAAAUUUUGUCAAUGAAUGAAUCAGGAGAACUACAAGACCUUUUAACCAAAAUUGAGAGAGUGCAGCACCCACACGAGUGUCCCUCCUGUGGAGGUUUCGGCUUUAUUCCAUGCUCUGUGUGCCAUGGGAGCAAGAUGUCAGUGUUCCGAAACUGCUUUACGGACUCUUUCAAAGCCCUGAAGUGCACGGCUUGCAAUGAGAACGGUCUUCAGCGUUGUAAAAACUGUGGGGGGUAG
This is a messenger RNA of Tupaia belangeri chinensis (Chinese tree shrew), 537 nucleotides long. RefSeq names its product glutaredoxin and cysteine rich domain containing 1 (gene GRXCR1). Gene Ontology annotation, biological process: sensory perception of sound; inner ear receptor cell stereocilium organization. NCBI's taxonomy places the organism in Eukaryota, Metazoa, Chordata, Mammalia, Scandentia, Tupaiidae. The record is from RefSeq and is a predicted model, not a curated record. Gene Ontology annotation, cellular component: kinocilium; stereocilium.